CAUUCGUAUAAAUAAGACGGCGAUCCGCCUAGAGCCACUAUACCUGCAUUAAUUCCUGUAAAAUCGCGACUUUCACGAGUCGAGAAAAAUGUUUCGUUUCUCACGAAUCCAUUUGAGUUUUUUACUUUUCGUUUGCUCGACAUGUUUGACAGCAGGCUUCUCUGUCGAGGAACAACUGCACCAGCUGCGAGAGAAUUAUGUGGAACUCAAGAAUAAUUUAGGGUCAAAGGUGGUUCAACUGGAGGCCAAAGUCGUCCAACUGGAAGAAAAAGUCCAGCAUCAAGAAUCCCUUCUAAUUGCUUUACAGAGUCAACAACCAAUCAGCAGCAAAUCUGUUUCUGCUAUUGGUCAACCUUCUGGGAAAAUUUACGUCCUCAGGACCUGCAGAGAGACCCGAGCAGCUGAUCCUUCUUUAGGUUCCGGAAUGUACUGGAUCGAUCCGGACGGCCAAGGUGUGGGCGACGAUCCUAUUUACGUCUAUUGUAACAUGGCCUCAGGAUCAACAGAGAUUUUACACGACACCGAAUCGAAGACUGACGUGGGAAAUUGCGCUGAUCCUGGUUGUUAUUCAAAAGCCAUAAACUAUAACGCAACUAUGAGACAGAUUAUGGCAUUAGCAGAGUUAUCUAACGAAUGCCAUCAAUCGAUUAGAUAUGAUUGCAUCAGCGCUCCGUUGGAGAUUAAUGGCAUCACAUAUUCCUGGUGGAACGAUAGGAAUGGAAACCCACAAUACUUUUGGUCAGGAAGUAACUCCAGCGUCCACACCUGCCAGUGCGGAAUCGACCGAAAUUGUGUCGAAUCACCUGCCGUGAAGUGUAACUGCGAUUCAGGUCUACCUACACUGUUAGCUGAUAAUGGAGUUAUCGCCGUCAAGAAUUUGCUUCCAAUCACUCGCUUGAACUUCGGUCGUACCAUAUUGGAUGUCUCUUCCGGACAAUACACGCUGGGAAGGUUAGAAUGUAGCGGACACGUGGCCGUCACCGGAAUGCCCAAGUCCUGCGAAGAUUUGUGGUGGAUUGGACACACUUUAACUGGAUUAUAUUCAGUCAUGGGAAGGGCUAUGGUGGAAAAUGUCUACUGUGACUUUACUAAACUUCCCAGCGAUGCGGGUUUCGAAAAAUGGAUGGGAUUCGCUGAUGUCCAAUCAGUACCAACCUAUUUCUUGGUUACAAAAAACUCAGAAGAAUUCAAUUCAACAAACAUUCCUAUUCCUUUCUCGACAGCAAAACUGAACAUUGGAGGGGCCAUGGAUUUGUCAUCGGGAAAAUUUACUGCGCCCCGAACGGGAACUUAUUUCUUCUCCUUUACCGGAAUGAUUGGCUACCCAACUUUAUCUUCUUCUGUGAUGGUUUUAGGGAUAGGAAUUUAUCUGAAUGGCAUUCCAAUCGGAUAUAGUUGGAGUGAUGAGGCGAACACAGUUGUUACGCAAGAAGUGCCGUUAGUUCUACAAUCGACGGUAAAUUUGCAAGCGGGAGAUCAGGUCUGGUUGCAGAUUGAUCGUCUUUCAACCGGAGUGAUCCUGUACCAAGUGCCAGCAUUUAACGGCUGGCUUUUACAAGAAAAUCUUUCCCAAUCGUUGUAAAAAGUCCGUGAAAGUAAACUUUUUUUUUUGCCAAU
Messenger RNA from Daphnia pulex (common water flea), 1617 nucleotides. RefSeq lists its product as uncharacterized. The transcript is spliced from 5 exons. The record is from RefSeq and is a predicted model, not a curated record. Lineage: Eukaryota; Metazoa; Arthropoda; Branchiopoda; Diplostraca; Daphniidae. Bases 89 to 1582 code for a protein of 497 amino acids. Gene Ontology annotation, molecular function: protein binding; extracellular matrix structural constituent.